AUGGCCCACCAGAUCCAGACCUGGCACCCGGCCAAGACAUUCGUCAAGAACAUGUGGCGUGCCAUGUACAGGCUCUACGAACGAGAUCAGGUCAUUUACGACUCUGACAUUGAAGAGCAUAUCAACGCUAGGAUGCUUAGGUUUUACUUGUACAACGUCGAGAGCGUGUUGGAAUGGCAGAUUGGAGACGAAGAAUCGGAACAUGAGGUGUCAGGUGAUGAACCAUCAGAUGAUGAGGCGUCAGAUGUUGAAGAUGACGACGAUGAUAUGUCGAUGGCGGAUUCGACGGAGUAA
Molecule: messenger RNA, 294 nt
Organism: Alternaria viburni
Lineage: Eukaryota; Fungi; Ascomycota; Dothideomycetes; Pleosporales; Pleosporaceae
Exons: 2
Coding region: 1-294 (97 amino acids)
Source: RefSeq, a predicted model, not a curated record